Messenger RNA from Necator americanus (New World hookworm), 1131 nucleotides. RefSeq lists its product as uncharacterized. NCBI's taxonomy places the organism in Eukaryota, Metazoa, Nematoda, Chromadorea, Rhabditida, Ancylostomatidae. The transcript is spliced from 9 exons. Bases 1 to 1131 code for a protein of 376 amino acids. The record is from RefSeq and is a predicted model, not a curated record.
AUGGACACCUCUCCACCAACAGUACAGUAUAAUGAAUCUGAUUGCCGUGAAAUGCGUGUAAUCUCGACAUCAACGCAUUUAUUGGCUGUACUGUUCGCACAAACUAUUAUCUCAAUUAUUUCACUCCCGUUGUUGAUUAUUGCAAUUCGUGACGUUCUCCGAAUUGCACUUAUUCAUUUCAACACAAAACUCAUUAUCAUAGUCUAUAUCGGAGGAUUAAUGGUUCAUUCAUUAUCGAGAAUCACGCUGCAUACAACGGAUCUGGUCGUCUAUCUAUCCUCACAUGAAUCUGAUUGUGACAUGUUCCCUUCUUUCUUGCGAUGUUUAUUGAUGCGUAUUCCACUGGUUGCUUCCCUAACUUUUGUUUGCACCUCGAAUCUUAUGAUUGCAAUGGAACGACACGUCUCUACAUACAAGGCGAAAACUUACGAAUCCAACAGAUCAGUUGGAUUUCUACUAGUUGGACUUCAGGCCAUCAUUGCUGGUACUCUUGUGUUCGUAAUGUACUCGGGAACAAAAUUCAAUUUAAACACGAGACUCUUCUAUUGCCUCGCAACAGCGGCAGAUCACCCUUUCAGAACGAUUGCUCCAAUUAGUACACUCAUUAUCUUGCAAUUUUCUGCAAUGAUCAUUCUCAAAGUGACUGAACGAGAAAACACGAAGAGAUCAAUCGAACAGCGGCUGAAUCCAGAUUUAAAAGUGCGCUACAACGUCGGUGAAAACUUAAGGACAAUAACCAUUGUGAUUCCUUUUUGUUAUUCAUGCUGCUUCUUUACGACAUUGUUUACCCUUGUCUCCUGCUUCGUUAUAUUUUUCAAUCAUAUCUUUGAGAAACCGAUGUACUUUGCUCUCCUUGAAGCAAGUCUACUGUUGCCUGUGUACAGUCUUAUGGUGCCAGGGCUUAUACGGAGGAUGAACAGACGAGUUAAUCAAAAGAACCGUUCCGCACUCCAACAUCAUAUCAACUCUUCAAAAAGUGUUAGUGUUACUUCAGUCUAUUUCGACCCAUCAACAUGGGCAUGGAUGAAUGAACGAGAAGAGGAGAAAACGAAGGCAGCUCAUCACGAAAUUGACGAUGUUGGGGUCUCUUUGAGAAAACAUAGAGUUCGGGAUGUAAAUAGUGAACAUUAG